Cynara cardunculus var. scolymus (artichoke) is the source of this 664-nucleotide messenger RNA. RefSeq lists its product as uncharacterized. The annotation marks the transcript as partial. The transcript is spliced from 3 exons. Lineage: Eukaryota; Viridiplantae; Streptophyta; Magnoliopsida; Asterales; Asteraceae. The record is from RefSeq and is a predicted model, not a curated record.
AUACAUAAAUACAUCGAAAGGAAAARKGGAUUAUCAACAAAUCAAUGAGAGAGAGGAUCAACAAUUGCCCCCUAACUAUAGAUCAGAUCCAGCAGACGAGAAAGAAAAUUCCGCACUGCUGCUGAGUCGUCGGACUUAUCCACCAAGGGAUUCGUGGAAUUUCUCGCCCCCUUUUGGGUAUGCASGUACUAAGAGUCCUCUCACUACCAACCAGCAGACAUCAUCUGGCUGGGUCUUGCCAGGGAGAUCGGAGCAACAGGUAACGCCUAGACGACGUUUUUAUUCCUGGGCUGCAGUAAGUAGAUCGAGAGGUCGUUUCGCCCCUUGUCCCCGAAUAUGGGUAAUAUGUUCUCAUACAAUGUUGCUCCAAUCUGACCUAGCUGGCGAGCGAUCCCAGUUCGCGACAGAGAACAAGACAGCAAGCGAGCGUACCUUUGUUCGCUUCUUCUCCACCAAGCACGGAAGUUUAAGGAUAACUGUAGGUCRGUGGCUACCUAAGGAAACUCCGAUUCGAUCCGCCCCCUGGCUGGGAGGCAUCUACCUCAUCCCGAUCACAAGGAGAGGUUCACUAUGAUGGGGGGUACUUCUUUUUUUCCCUUCCGGAAAGAAUGAAACGCAUAGGGGACCAUCCUUUUGUUGCGGCAUGCUCCUCAGAUUUACGGAU